GCACUUGCAGCAGUAAUGAGAAACGAGCUGUUGCGGGACACAGAUUGCGAUUCAGCCGAGUAGCGAGGGCCCCUACGGUAGGGGGAACAGAGAGCGAUUGUUUGGAGAAGCGAGGGAGGGAAAGGACUGAGUAUCUUCUGCACGUGGCUUCGGUGGAAUGUUCGGGCGAGUAGCGACAUGGGGAAGGCAGGGUAUCUCGUCCCUCGGUGGAUGUACUCGUCGAUGGCUGUCGGGCGGCGGUGGGUCGCUGACGGAAGUUAGCACGGCAGGUGUCCCUGGUCACUCUCCUCUGCAGAAGAUACCCACGCCUGGCCAAAGUGUGGGUUCUGAGACGGCCGACCGCCGACGUGAAGCAAUUGCUGUGCUGUCAAAAAUACCGCAGAGCAUAGAGAAAGUCAAUCUGGUUGCGGCGUUUGUGCGAGGCAUGAGAGUUGACGAUGCCUUGAUGCAGUGCGUUGUGUCGACGAAGCGGGCCGCGAAAGAUGUUGCAAAGGCACGUAGCGUGCUGGUGUUCUGCGUUUUCACUGAAGCGUAUGUCGGGAAAGACAAGUACUUGCGCAGGAUAAAUGUGCACGGGAAGGGGAAGUCCGGCGUGAAACAUCGACCGCGCACAAAGCUGACUGUGAAGGUGAGGGAGUUGUCGCCGAAGGAGGAGGCGACCUUAGCGAGAUCGCGGUUGGCGCAGCCGCGUCAGGAAACUCGAGCAGCCAGGUUCAUUCGGAACCGGCUACAACCGGCGAGAAUUGUGGAGGUAGAUCCGUCGGGAAGAGAGAGGACAGCAGAUGCAGCGAAGCCAAGAAGACCAGCUGCACCGGCGCGGGAAGAAGAAAAGCCAGAGAAACGACACAGGCUGUUGAGACCGUUCUUUUUGUAGAAACUUUUUUAGUUUUCUUUUUUUUUUCCAACCUCCUUUUAACUGUCGUUAUGCAAUUGUACGAGGAGCAAAUCCCCAUCGAAUCUAUCCAUCGAAGCGAGCAGAAGAAUUCUUUGCAUGCGAACGUUCUUCUUCUUCUUCUUCUUCUUCUUUUUUGUUGUUCUUCUUCUUUUUUGUUGUUCUUCUUCUUUUCUCCUGUGUGUGUGUUUCCAAUUCCACCCACCAUCAGUGUUGUUGUUGUUGUUGUUUUUCUCACUUCGGUGGGAGGAAGCACUUGAGAGGGGGUGAUAAGAGCCAGCCCUCUCCCGUGGACCCCUGGGUGAAGGCUCCAUCUAUUGGUGGGAAGCUGCACCUGCUGGGGAAGGAACCGGGCCCAGCGUCGCAGAUAUUAUAAAUUUAUAAUACAAUGCUGCUCCAGCUGGAAACCGGGUCCCGCGUACCAUACAUUACAAUGCAAAGGUAGGUAGGCUUAGUAAUUUGGGUCCUGGCCUGCCCCGGGUGAGGGCUCCAUCUAUCGGUGGGGAGCUGCACCUGCCUGGGAAGGAACUGGGCCCAGCGUCCCAGAUAUUAUAAUACGAUGCUGCUCCAGCUGGAAACCCCGUCCAGCGUCCCAUACAUUA
This is a messenger RNA of Chara braunii, 1494 nucleotides long. The record is from the annotation of a GenBank genome assembly. Lineage: Eukaryota; Viridiplantae; Streptophyta; Charophyceae; Charales; Characeae.